GCCCAUUUUUCCAGCUUUUUUUCUGCUUUUUUCAGGAUAAAUGACCAGGAAAUCCAUUUCUCAAGAUGAAAUUGACAUAUAUGACCGCCAGAUACGUCUUUGGGGAAUUGAGGGGCAAACAAGUAUAAGUAAUUCCAGCGUUGUUCUUAUCGGUGUCCGCGAAUUGGGCGAAGAAAUAGGCAAAAAUCUGGUUUUAGCAGGUAUCGGAAGUUUGACGCUUCUAGACGGGGAAGAAAUCAAAGAUAUUGCACCAAAUACACACUUCUGUAUAAGUUCUUCUGAUAUAGGAAAAAAAUACGCAGAAGUAGUAUUAAAUGAAUUGAAGAGGGUUAAUCCGUCGGUAAAGCUUAUUGCAAGCACGGAAAAUAUUUUUGAUCUUCCGGAUGAAUAUUUUUCGUCUUUUGAUGUUGUUAUUUGUUGUGAAUUGGGGCUAGAUUUGAUGAUGCGUUUAAAUUCGAUAUGUAGGAGAUUUGGAGUAGCAUUUUAUAGUUGUGCUAUGUAUGGGUUUUAUGGGUAUAUUUUUUCUGAUCUGAUUGAACAUACAUAUAUCAUAGAGAAAAAGGUGCAAGAUAAGGCGAAAGAGAGUGUGAAAGUUCCAUGUACAGAACGCUAUUAUCCUCUUUCAGAGAUUAUUCAUCAUAAAUAUGGAGAAACAUUGACGCAAAAACGUAAAAAGAAGGUUUCACCUCUUCUUCCGGGAAUAAUGGGGCUAUGGAAAUUUCAGCAGAAAUUCUCACAUUUUCCAUCUAAUUCUCAAGAAAUAACACAAUAUCUUUCUAUGAUUAAAGAAAUAAACGCACAGCUGGGUCUAUCUGAUGAUAUCUUGGAAAAUAAUGUUCUUAUUAAUUUGGCAAAAAAGGCUAAUUACAAAUGGUCACCUGUUGCAUCAGUUAUUGGAGGAGUCUUGGCACAAGAUAUUCUCAAUUUUUUGAACAAACAAGAAAGACCAAUCCAAAAUCUGUUCUUUUUUAAUGGAGAAAUAUGUACUGGACCCAUUUAUCAAGUAUAAAAAUCUAAAUAAGGAUAUAUUCUAAUUACUAAAAAUCACAAUUGGC
Pneumocystis carinii B80 is the source of this 1055-nucleotide messenger RNA. RefSeq lists its product as hypothetical. NCBI's taxonomy places the organism in Eukaryota, Fungi, Ascomycota, Pneumocystomycetes, Pneumocystales, Pneumocystaceae. Gene Ontology annotation, molecular function: SUMO activating enzyme activity. The transcript is spliced from 9 exons. Gene Ontology annotation, cellular component: SUMO activating enzyme complex; cytoplasm. The record is from RefSeq and is a predicted model, not a curated record. Bases 41 to 1009 code for a protein of 322 amino acids. Gene Ontology annotation, biological process: protein sumoylation.